GGUGCGGCGCGCGCGCAGUGUAAGAGACACAGUCGCGCAUAGAUGACUGUUGAUCAGUGUUUAUAAAAUGAAUAUUUUAAUUUCAAAAUUGAUGUGGAAAAAUGGAAGUCGGAUUAAUCAGUAUCUCUUAGCUGUUAUAAUAACAAUACCACUACUAAGUUUCGGCAUGGUACAAGGAUGGCUGUCACCAAUGAUAUCAGUGCUCCAGUCAUCCAAUGGCCCUGCCCCAGAGCCAUUCACACCAUCAGACAUAUCCUGGAUGACAUCCGUAACUUACAUCACAGCUAUCAUUAUUGGGGCGCCGAUGGGAUACCUCACAGAUAGAUACGGAAGGCGAGCAAUGACUUUAAUCACUACUCUGUCUUUAAUUAUAUAUUGGCAAAUAAAGCUGAUCUGCCUGGAACCAUGGGCGUUGAUUCUCGCCCGGGCAGUAGCUGGUAUACCCUGCUCGGCCUGCUAUAUCGUCCUGCCCAUUUAUUUGAAGGAGAUCAGUGAUAUUGAUUUGAGAGGCGCCUUGGGUUCAUUGCUUAUUUUAAACAGAAACAUUGGAUAUUUAAUGAGCUACGUACUAGCUGAUCUUCUAGACGUUACCACAAUGCUAUGGAUAGGUUUCUUGGUACCUACAGUCGUGUUCUUCAUAUUUUUCGCUAUGCCUGAGACUCCCGAGUUCCUUGUGAAGCAAGGAAAAGUUGACGAAGCGAAGUCAGUAUUCGCAUGGCUUCGUGGUGUUCCUGUAACUGACCGUUCCGUUGAGCAAGACAUUGACACUAUUGUUAAAGUUGAGAAACAAACUAAAGCUGAGCAAAAAUCUGUUUGGAAAAUUAUAUGGAAAGACAGGCCCACGUUCAAAGCCUUCAUCAUCACGCUGGUUAUCAAAAUCACCCAACAGUUUGACGGCUACCUCAUCGUUCUCAUAUACGCUGGUUUCGUUACUGAAAAAGCAGCUGAAUCCAUCACCUUCAAGUUGUCUCCUAACAAACAAGUUAUGAUGAUUGGUCUGGUGCAAUUGUUUGGAUCUAUAGUUGCUACUUGCAUUGUUGAACGGACAGGAAGGAAGCUACUAUUAGUCUCCACAUCAUUCGCGGUUGGUGUUGGUAUGCUGAUUCUCUCAGCGUGGUUCUAUUUCACUGGUUUGGGGAGCUGGUUGCCGGGCUGGGUUCCCGUAGUGGCUAUGUGUGUGUGUAUCUUCGCUGAUGCGGCUGGAUUCCAACCUAUAUCGUAUAUUAUUAUCACCGAUUUGUUCACAUUUCAACUUCGCGGGACUGUGUCAUCGUUCGCAAAUAUCUGCGCGAAACUCAGCAAUUUUGUUCAAAUGAAGUGGUUCACGAAGGUCUGCGAACUAAUCAGCAUACAUUGGACUUUUCUCUUCUUUGCUAUUGUAUCAUUUUCCGCCUGUAUUUACACUGUAAUAGCUUUUCCAGAAACGAGGCAUAAAUCUGUUGAAGAAAUAUAUGCGAAGUUAGAAAAGAAGAAAGAGCGCGCUGAGGUCGCAUAGAACGCCUUUUUUGUCCUUUUCACUCUUGUGUCACAUUCCAUAUAUAUGUAAGACAAAAUAAUCUUCAACUAGUUUUCGUAGUAAGAUAAAGUUAAGAUGCUAAUCACUUAACUUGAUCUAACGAAAACUUUCGCGUUUAUAGUUAAGUCUGGCAUAUUAUACAUAGUCCAAAUCUCACUAGAAAGCUCACGAUUAUUCAAACUGUUUUAACUCUUUCGAUCUACGCGAUAGUUUUUGUUUUAUUCGAUGUUUGGACUAUUAACCUUAUCAGACCAAAUAAUAAUUAACUUGACAAAUUGACCAGGUUAUCAUGAACGCAAGACUGGUAUAAUAUUAUUUAAGAUAAUUGUGCAUUAUUUAUCAGAAUUUCAAGUGAUGGAUCUUGAUAGUGGUGAUAGAAUAGUAAUGACGUUAUUUGUACUGAAUUUGUGACAUAUAUUUUAAUUGGUGUUUUAAGAGUAAUAAACGUAGACCUCCAAAAUA
Pieris napi is the source of this 1978-nucleotide messenger RNA. RefSeq names its product facilitated trehalose transporter Tret1-like. NCBI's taxonomy places the organism in Eukaryota, Metazoa, Arthropoda, Insecta, Lepidoptera, Pieridae. The transcript has 8 exons. The record is from RefSeq and is a predicted model, not a curated record. Gene Ontology annotation, cellular component: membrane. Bases 68 to 1495 code for a protein of 475 amino acids. Gene Ontology annotation, biological process: transmembrane transport. Gene Ontology annotation, molecular function: transmembrane transporter activity.